This is a messenger RNA of Lachancea meyersii CBS 8951, 2184 nucleotides long. The record is from the annotation of a GenBank genome assembly. NCBI's taxonomy places the organism in Eukaryota, Fungi, Ascomycota, Saccharomycetes, Saccharomycetales, Saccharomycetaceae.
AUGAUUCGUCGGCUUUUGCAUAGUCUGCGAAAACACCAAAUACCGCUUCCUUCGGCUCGUAUGGCCGUCAAGGUCAUGUUGCCCGUGCUGGCCAUCGUCGCAGUCAUGGUCAUCUACAUUCAGGCAGCCAAAUUAGGCCAGUACACUAAACUCUCGCAAUACAACCCAUACGCAAAAUCGCACGGCUCGCCCUCACUCUCCGCGUCGGGCUUCCUGUCGCCAUCAGACUUCACCCACAUCGACCCAAACCAGUUCGGCAAGUUGCCAGACGAAAACCUCUAUUCGCCCAUGCAGCUUAUCCCGAAAUUCAACAGCGACAUGCACGAGCGCUACAAAGCGUCGUGGGACUUGCUAGGCCGUGGCCACCGCUUUAAACAGUUUGAAGACCUCUCUGAACAGGCUCAGUGCUACUUCUACUUCCACAAGGUUUACGCUCUGAGGCCCAACUGGAGUAACGACUACGACAAGUGGGACUUCGUCAUCAACGACGACAACCUCGCUUCGGAAGACGUAGACGACACCACCAGAGACCUGCUCCUGAACCACCGACAAGAGCAGGCCAUGGCACUUGGUACUGAGCGCAUGCGCAUGUACGACAAGUGUUUUGUCUCAGAAAUGGCCGAAAAAGUCGACAUGGCCAAAAUAUUCAGCACCAUGCAGCAGGCGGACCCUUCGGUGGGAUCCAAUCUCCAGUGGGACUUCGAGAAACGUAUGUGGCCCUUUUUGCGCGACUACAAUAAAUCCACGUUCGAAAACCUCAUUCCAAAUUUCAUUGGUCCCUCAGGCAAGACUUUGGAACAUGGUUAUCUACCUAAUAUAGGUUCGAACCACCGCGAAGAAGACGACAUCGCGGGCGCCACGAAAUACGUCUAUGACGAGAAACAUUCAUUUAUGUGGAAUUGGAACCACAUGAGUGCCAUGGUGGCUCCCAAGGGUAUUGUUCUAAGCUUUGGCGACGAACAGCUCGAAUUAGCUGCCAAAUUGAUGGCCCAUUUCCGUUUCACUGGUAAUGAAUUGCCUAUUCAAGUAGUUACCAAAGGUGACAUUUCGCGCGAAACAAUCGACGCGGUUCUAAGAAUUGCAAGAUCUGAUGACAUUGAAUUUCCCCAAACCGAUUAUCAUAAUGCGAAAAAUGUAAAACAAACCGUGUGGUUCGUCGAUGUUUCUCCUACGCUAGACCCGCUUGUCAAGGACUCGUUCGACCGCUUCAAGAACAAGUGGCUGGCCGCUGGGCUCAACUUAUUUCAAGAAUACAUUUUUCUGGAUACAGAUGCCAUCAACUACGUUGAUAUGAGCUAUUUCUUCGAAAAGACUGACUAUGUUAACACGGGCACGCUAUUCUUCAAAGAUCGGUUUUUGGACGAGACUAUCGCGGACAAAAAAUGCCCCGCCAUGGUGGAAACCUUGGUUCCCACUUACCAGGAAGAGUACUAUUUCAACCACUUCCCAGCAGUCAGCAGCGACUACGUGGAAGAACAAUGUGAACGUUUGCUAGAGCCAAAAGAGAAAACCUUCAAGGAUUAUUUUUUUGGAAUGAAGAAGCAUCAAAUGGACUCAGGCUUGGUUGUUAUGGACAAGGAUUCACACAUCGUGCCCCUCAUGAUCUCACUGAUGAUGCACAUGACUUCAAAGCUUGGUGGUUGCAGUUACGGUGAUAAAGAGUUCUUUUGGUUAGGGUUCUACAUCUCUGGCCAUGACUAUUCAUUCCACUCUUCGCGGCCUGGCGCAUCGGGCGUUUUGAUUCAUGAUGCGAAAGUCAAUAAACAACUCAAACAGCGCAAAAGUGAAGUCUGCAGUAUCACCAUUUCUCAUCUCGACGAACAUCAGGGGUUGUUGUGGGUAAAUGGCGGAGCUCAAAACUGUAAAUUCGAUGUUGCCAAACAAGACUGGGAGUCUCAAGACUUGCAGAUGUCGAGUAGGUUUACAUCCUUUGAGGAUAUGCAGAAAGAAUACCGCGGUCCUGUUAAAAUGGAGGCCGGUAUCAUACCCGCCGAGAAACAAGGUGCCUGGGGUAAGCCGGACCAACGCUGCAAAGGCUACUACUAUUGCGCCAGAUAUGAGUCACAAAACAAGCCUUACUACUUCAACAAGGUUCACGAAAAGGGCAAAACGGUAAUGUUCGGGCCUGAGCAAAAGGACAAAUACAACUCCAUCAAUAAGGUCUGGGUCCACAACUACUUAUAG